This is a messenger RNA of Stereum hirsutum FP-91666 SS1, 4782 nucleotides long. RefSeq names its product transcription elongation factor Spt6. The record is from RefSeq and is a predicted model, not a curated record. Gene Ontology annotation, cellular component: transcription elongation factor complex. Gene Ontology annotation, biological process: nucleosome organization; mRNA transcription by RNA polymerase II; positive regulation of transcription elongation by RNA polymerase II. The transcript has 11 exons. NCBI's taxonomy places the organism in Eukaryota, Fungi, Basidiomycota, Agaricomycetes, Russulales, Stereaceae. Gene Ontology annotation, molecular function: histone binding; DNA binding; nucleosome binding. Bases 1 to 4782 code for a protein of 1593 amino acids.
AUGCAAGUUGACGGUCAGGGCGAAGACGAAGAGGGCGAAGAGGCCGAGGCCGCGGCACCCCCGUCAGAAGACAGCUCUGAGGAACCGGAGGAGGAUGCGGAGGAAGAACGCAGAAUACGGGAAGGGUUCAUCGUCGAUGAAGAUGAUGACGAGGAGGAGGAUGAGGAGGAGAAUAGUGAAGAGGAGCGUAGGAGGCGGCGCAAGAGGCGCAAGAGGCGUCAUCGCAAAGUUGAUGAGGACGAGGACGAGGGACUCGAGGAAGAUGAUCUCGAACUUCUUGAAGAGAACACUGGAGGCACGUUCGCACGCAGCAAGACCAAGCUGACCCGUCUUCGUCGCGGACGCGAUUCAGAAUCACCCCCACGAGCCUCGUCGUCCAAGCGUAAGGCCGUCGUCAUGUCCUCCGAUGACGACCUGGAUGCGGACGAUUUGGAACUUCCCCAAGUUCAGGACAUUCAACGCAUUUGGGAUGAUGAACGGGCAGCGGCUGGGAGGGACGAGGACGAGGAUUUGGACGACAUGGAUAAUUUCAUUGAUUACGACGAGGAUGAGGAUGGAGCUGGAGGCAUGGACGAGGAGGAACGCGAGGAGAGGAGAAGGGAACGCCGGAGACUGGAGAAGGAGCGACGAAAAGCCCUUGGGUCGCGCCCUGAACUAACGGGCAUCGACGCUAAUGCAUGGGAUGAAAUUCAUGAAGUAUUCGGUGACGGUCAUGACUAUGACUGGGCGUUGGCCGACGACGAGGACGAUUUCAAGGAGGAGCAGGUCAAACCCGACAUGAACUACCAAGAUGUUUUCGAACCCUCGGAAAUUCGUGCUCGGCUCCUUACAGAGGAUGAUGAUCUCAUUCGCGCUCGAGACAUACCUGAGCGCAUGCAGCUAGCGACGUCUACCCUUUCUCAAUCAACUUCCCUGUCCAUGCACCAGACAUUCGCAGACGAGGAUAUCGAUGAAGCGGCGACUUGGGUUAUCACCCGUAUCGAUUCCGAAAUAGAGCGGGAGUUCUUCCGGCCGGAUGGUCAACAUUUCGAUCGUUUGGAGGACCUUGUCUCCGCCGUCGCAUACUCUUUGCGCCUUCUUUUCAUCCAGGAAUUCGAGGUGCCUUAUAUCUGGACUCAUAAGCGCGACUACCUCACUUGGUUCCAUGCGAGCGACAUCCGUACUCAGGUCAAUCUUCUCAACUUGGAGCGACUCUGGCGCGUGUAUUAUCUGGGACAAAAGUAUCGAGCCUUACUCGAGCGACGACGAGCUCUAGAAGCCCUCUACACCCGGCUUGGUGUUUCGGACGAGCACUUCGAGAACGAGAUACGCCGGAAGAUCGAUAGCGUGGAGGUUAUUGCGGACACUACGGAAUGGUUGGGUUUGAAGUACAAGGAUGAGAAGAAGCACAAGAAGUCGUUCGAAAUGCACUUUCAUGACGAUGAAGAGGAGGCGGAGCCGGACAAAAAACGGAAACUUCCCAGUCGUUCUUCUGGAUAUGAAGUGGCCAAGAAGAGCGUUAUUUCCAACUUGGCAGAGGGAUUCGGCAUCAAACCCGAAGAGAUCGUCAUGAACUUCGUUUCAUCUGAAACCGCGCACUUCGUCGAGAAUCAAGAUCUUGCACCAGAGGCGUACGCUGAUCAGUUUGUGGAUCCGGACCCUACCAAAGCAUUACCAGUCGCGGAGCUUCUUCGACGGGCACGAAUGAUCAUCGCGACCGAGCUCGGUAAGGAUCCACUCCUAAGGCAGGAGAUGCGACAGGUCUUCAAGGACCACGCAAGAAUCUCCGUUCUACCAACCGAACGCGGAGUGAACAAGAUCGACGAGCAUCACCCAUACUUCGCAUUCAAGUACCUAUACCAGAAGCCCGUCGUGGACCUCCGGGAGUCGUCUCAGUUUCUCUAUAUGCUCGCAGCGGAAUCCGAACACCUCGUCACGAUCACAAUCUUCCUUCCGGACGAGGCAAAGGCCAAUUUCUCUCGCCGUUUGGAAGAAGCCUUCGCGUCGGACAGCUACACUGAUACGGCCCGAGCCUGGAAUGCGGAGCGCUUGCGCGUCAUUAACGAAACCGUUGAGCAGCAUUUGCUUCCUGUCGGAGCCAAGUGGACUCGAGAGUGGUUGAGAGACGAGGUAGAAGACCUCAUGGCGUCGAGAUGUGGGGACACUCUGCGCGAGCGCAUCGAUGUCGCCUCCUACAGACCACCAGAGGCACCCGAGGGGAUACCCUGGGUACUGGCAAUGUCUUGGGGCAAGGGUGACCCUCAAAAAGACGCCAUAACCUGUGUCGGCUUCGACGACGGUGGACGCUUGCGCGAACAUCUCAAAAUUGACAACCUCCAAGAUGCGGAUCCAAAAGCAGAACUUUUAGAACUCCUGAGAAAGCGCCCUUGGAACGCUGUCGUUAUCGGAGGUUUCUCGAUGACAACCACGAAGCUUUUCUCUCUCGUCAAAGAGUUCCUUCAUUCCCCUCCCGAAACAAAUCGGGAUCCGAAUGAGUUUCAGCACAUCGCUCUCAUGUACGCCCAGGACGAGACCGCGCGCAUAUUUCAGCAUAGUAAUCGGGCUGCGGAAGAGUUUCCUUCCUGGCCACCCAUUGCCAAGUACUGUGCAGGACUCGCGCGUUAUGUUCAGAGUCCUCUUAACGAGUAUGCCGCUCUCGGUCCCGACAUUACGUCAAUCUCGUAUGAGGAGGAUCAUCAACAACUCAUACCGCGCGAAAAAUUGUUGUUCGCCCUGGAGCGAGUCCUGGUCGAUGUCACGAACGCAGUGGGUGUGGACGUCAAUCGUGCGGUCAAUGAUGCGUAUUAUCAGCACCUUCUACCAUUCGUCUGCGGGCUCGGACCGCGGAAAGCCCAGGUCCUUGUCAAGAAGAUUGCGAGCCUGGGAGGCACUCUCAUUAGUCGCGAUCAGUUCAUUCGCGCAGAACUUCUGACGACGAAGAUUUUCUUGAACGCUGCUGGUUUCCUUCGCAUAGUACAAGAACAUAUGGAGAAGCCCUCGAAGAGUCGUCACGAUGACGACACGGUCCAGGAUCCUCUUGACGACACCAGGAUCCAUCCUGAGGAUUACGAUUUAGCGCGAAAGAUGGCCACCGAUGCUCUGGAACUCGACGAGGAAGACAUCCAUGGAGAACACCCAUCUCACGUCGUCUCGUUGAUCAUGCAGGAUGCGGACAAUGUCAGGAAGCUCGACGAGCUAAACCUCGAUGAUUUUGCCGUCAGUCUGAUGGAGUCUGGCGGUGAACGCAAACGACUUACGCUUCAACUUAUUCGCGAGGAGCUCAUCAACCCAUUCGCGGAGAAGCGGAAGCCAAUGCCAUCACCGACACCUUGGGAGGUUUUGACAAUGCUGUCUGGCGAGACUCAGAGGACGUUGCGUGUUGGCUUAAUCGUCGCCGUCAUGGUUGUUCGCUUCCCAAAGGGCAAUAUCGUCGCCGUGCGCCUUGACUCGGGGAUCGAAGGUGUCAUUGGUUCCCACUAUUUGACUGAUAAUGGCACAGAGAAGGCAGAGGACGUCGUCAAGAGGGGUCAGACCAUUCCGGGCGUCAUCAUUCACGUCAUUACAGACCUUCCGAACAACAAAUUCCUGGUCGAGCUUUCGUCAAGGCCGACGGACGUAGCAGCGGGCGACAGUCAGUUCAGAAGAGUCAAGCACGACGACGCCUGGAAUCAUUCUCAGUGGGAGCGCGACAAGGAAAUUCAGGCGAGGAAGAAACGCGCCGAGGUCGACAAGACGCGUCGCGUCAUCAAGCAUCCGAACUUCCAUAACUUCAACUCGUCGCAGGCUGAGACUUACUUGGACAAACAACAACGGGGCGACGUGGUCAUUCGUCCAUCGUCCAAGGGGGCUGAUCAUCUGGCCAUCACUUGGAAGGUGGACGACAAGCUCUACCAGCACAUCGACGUUGUGGAGCCUGAUGCUGAUCCUACUGGUCAGAGCAUUGGUACUAGGUUGAUCAUCGACGGAAAAUACGAGUUCUCUGACUUGGACGAGUUGAUUGUCAACCAUGUUCAAGCAAUGGCUCGUCGCGUCGAGGAGCUUAUGGCCUUCGAAAAGUUCAAGGCCGGUCCAGAAGACGAGCUCCAUCUCUUCCUCAAGAACUUCGUUGCCGCCAAUCCUUCGAAGAGUGCAUACGGAUUUGCUCUCAACAGGAAGCGACCAGGACACUUCAGUCUCUGCUUCUUGGCCAACAAGAACGCUACUAUUCAAACCUGGCCUGUACGAGUUGCUCCAGAAGCAUACUAUCUCUUCGAUACACCCGCGACGGGUGUUCCGGAGCUCUGCAACGCGUUCAAGGUCCGCCACAUCCACGAAUCUAAAAAUGCAGGUAGCGGCGCAGGUGGGAAGACCGCUUACGGAGGUCGCACACCUGCACGAACGCCAGCUGCUGCACUGUCGGGUAUGACUCCUGGGCGAAUGUCGGUACGGCAGCCCGCACGUACGCCCAAUCCCUAUGCAGCACCCCCUCCGGUCCCUAGUCGUACACCAAACCCCUAUGGCAGCGCCCCACCUCCCUCGGCAGCUUCUCGAACACCCAACCCGUAUCCUCCCCAAUCAUCUCUUCCCGUACCCCCUGGUAUGCCGCCCUCGUAUCCUCCCGGGGCUGGAUUCGGGAUGCCUCCGCCACAAGCCCCACCGUACGGAUUCCCAGGUGCACCUCCAGCAUGGGGAGUGCAGCCGCCUGCUGUGCCUAAUGCAUUCGGGCAAGCACCCCCAGACCCACAUGGUAUGAAUCCAGCUCGUGCGGCGAUGAUUCAGGGUGCUCCUACGUGGGGUGCUCCCAAUGGGUCUGCUGGAUGGUAA